Molecule: messenger RNA, 1446 nt
Organism: Nannizzia gypsea CBS 118893
Lineage: Eukaryota; Fungi; Ascomycota; Eurotiomycetes; Onygenales; Arthrodermataceae
Exons: 3
Coding region: 1-1446 (481 amino acids)
Cellular component (GO): cytosol
Molecular function (GO): mRNA binding
Source: RefSeq, a predicted model, not a curated record
AUGAAGGCUCCAAAGGCUCAAUCUGUUGCAAAGGAGGACAAGGUCCUCUCUAAGGUGAAGGACAAUGGUGUGAAGAAGUCUAAGUUGAAGUCAAAGGUGGCUUCUGAGGCUCUCGCUAAGAAGGUCGAGAAGACCGAGAAAUCGAAGAAGAAGAAGGCUCCCACUCCAUCUGAAAGCUCCGAGUCUGAGAGCUCUGAUAGCUCUGAGGAGAGUGAGGAGAGCGAGGAGGAGGCCGCUCCUGUUAAGAACGGUGCUGCCGCCGCUGCCACUUCGUCUGAUUCAUCUGACUCUGACGAGUCUGAGUCCGAGGAGGAGAAGCCUGUUAAGAAUGGUGCCAAGGUCGCCAAUGGCAAGAAGGAUGCCAGCGAGAGCGAGAGCGAUGAGGAAGAUAGCGACGACUCUGACGACGAUGAGGAGGAGGUAAAGAAGGCUCCUAAGGAGACCAAGGCUGUUGCUAAGAAGGACGAGGACUCUGAAUCUGGGGACUCUGAAGACUCCGAGGAGUCUGACUCUGACGAGCCUGCUAAGGCAGAGAAGGCUGAUGACAAGAAGGAUGAGGACGACGAAGAUUCUGAUGACUCUGACGAAUCUGACUCCAGCGAGGAGGAUGAGGAGAAAGAAGACGAGAAGCCACAGAAGAAGCGCAAGGCCGAGGAAGACCCCGAGCCUGUUGCUAAGAAGGCCAAGGUUGACGUCCCCGAGGGUGCCUCUGCCAACCUCUUUGCCGGCAACUUGUCCUGGAACGUCGAUGAGGAGUGGCUCCGUUCCGAGUUCGAGGAGUUUGGUGAGCUUGUUGGCACUCGCAUCGUCACUGACCGCGAAUCUGGCCGAUCCAGAGGAUUCGGAUAUGUUGAAUUCGCCAAUGUUGAAGACGCCGUCAAGGCUCAUGCCGCUAAGAAGGACGUCGAGCUCGACGGCCGCAAGCUGAACCUCGACUUCGCAAACGCCCGCGCCAACGGCAACGCCAACCCACGCGAGCGCGCCGACAACCGUGCCAAGUCCUUCGGCGACCAGACCAGCCCCGAGAGCGACACCCUGUUCAUCGGCAACAUCUCCUUCUCUGCUGACGAGAGCAUGGUCCAGGAGCUCUUCUCCAAGUACGGAUCCAUCCAGGGCAUCCGUCUGCCCACUGACCCCGAGUCCGGCCGCCCCAAGGGCUUCGGCUACGUCCAGUUCUCCUCCGUCGACGAGGCCCGCGCUGCCAUGGAGGCCGAGCACGGUGCUGACCUUGGUGGCCGUUCCAUCCGCCUUGACUACAGCACCCCCAAGCAGCCUGGCGCUGGUGGUGACCGUGGUGGCCGCGGCGGCUUCGGUGGUCGUGGCGGUCGUGGCGGCCGUGGUGGACGCGGUGGUUUCGGUGAUCGCGGUGGCCGUGGUGGCUUCGGUGGUCGUGGAGGCCGUGGAGGCGCUGGAUCCUCCUUUGCCGGCAAGAAGACUACUUUCUAG